Molecule: messenger RNA, 1593 nt
Organism: Armigeres subalbatus
Lineage: Eukaryota; Metazoa; Arthropoda; Insecta; Diptera; Culicidae
Product: cilia- and flagella-associated protein 157-like
Cellular component (GO): cilium; ciliary basal body
Molecular function (GO): microtubule binding
Source: RefSeq, a predicted model, not a curated record
AUGCCUCUCAAGGAAAAGAAGGCCAAGAAAGCCAAAAACGCAGUUCCGGACAUAGAACCGGUGGAUGGACUUAGUGCAGUGGACCGUCAGUUCUUCGAGAUAACUAUUAAUGAUUUGAACCAAAAUUUGGCUCGUUUGCGAGCUCACAAUGUCAAAAUUGAGGAGCGAAACGAAGAACUGGAGAAUAAGCUGAAGCAAAUCGAAGAAGAUCGGGCAGCUUUUUUGAAUCGAACGCUUCAGGAAAAACUGGCCGUUAUCAUCGAAUUGGAAGAUAAACUGAGCGAGUUAUCCAAAGUUCGGGAUCAGGAGAAUGAAGAGUGCCAGAAAAAGAUUGUUAGUUUGGACGCAAAAUAUAAGGCAAUGCAUGAACAAUUGACCUCCGAAAUAAAGCUUCUAACUGGCAAACUGAAUUCCAUGGAAGAGUUCCGUAUGCUGCGUGAUGAAUUGAUGGCUAAACUUGAUGCCCAAGAUACAGAAUUGAAAGAGCAAAAUAAGAGGAACAAUACAACUCUGUAUGAAAUGGAACGCAAGGUUAUAUUAGGUGCCCGCCAGACUUUCAAAGAGGACGAACUGGAAGAUGAUCUUCCAUAUCCGGAAAUAAAACGCAAGCGCUUGAUAGCAGAUCUUCUGAACACGUUGACAGAACUGGAGUUGAAACCUUUGGUGACAGUCUCCGUCGUGACUAUUCCAGAAGGUGCGGAAGGUUACGAACAGGGUGAUCUUGGCUUCAUACCACGGGAAACAAUGGACACGAUAAUUGCGAAAACACAGUUUUCCUAUCUGCAAAUAUUAUAGAUUGCAAAUAUGCAAAUAUUAUAGUUAAUCUAUAAUAUUUGCUAUCUGCCAGACUCACCUUUGAUAAGCUCGGAUGCCACCUCAAUGGCAUCGUGCAUGGAUCAGGAAAGUGUCAGUCUGCAUAUUGGUUCCGGAAGUGACUUGAUCCUCGAUGUGGUCAGUGGUUCACAGUUGGUGUUCAAGGGAUCGGAAGAGACAUUUGAGGAGGCAGGUGAAGAGGAAGCGGAAGAAGGAGGUGAAGAGGAGCCGAAGGUGAGCGAGGAGAAGAUCAAACGAGAAGGUAAAGAGGUGGAAGAUGAACAGCGCUCGGCUGGGGAGGAAGGAAAUGGGCAUGCAUCGGAAGCUCGAUCAAUGGACUGCAGAUUGACUGCAGAGUCUCAAGCCGUUGGAGCCCGCAAUCGAACACCGGGACGUACACUUGCCGCUGGCCGUGAGGAAGACCCUUAUCCGCUCAUCACAGUCGAGCCGUUCCAGUCUACGUUCAACAGUCGUCCCGAUCCUGUGUAUGAAUCAGGAGAGAGGGUCUUCCGGCAACCAUUUUCAGGCAAGUACACUCCUAGUAGGAUAGGCUCACUGCCUGACAUCUCACGUGAUUCCAGCCGUAGUGUGGUUAGUGAACUUCAGGCCGCUCCGUAUAUCGUCCCAGCCAGCCCACCACGAUUCACCGCCUCUGCCAGUUACACCUACCAGCGCUCGGCAUUCCUCAAACCACAUGAUAUCUGUUUACUACCAGAACGUGAGAGGGUUGCGCACAAAAAUCAGUCAGCUUCGUUUGAUGUUAUCCAGCUGAGACUAUGA